This is a messenger RNA of Racocetra persica, 353 nucleotides long. Lineage: Eukaryota; Fungi; Glomeromycota; Glomeromycetes; Diversisporales; Gigasporaceae. The record is from the annotation of a GenBank genome assembly.
CUGCAAUUAUUGCAUUUGUUAGCUGCUUUCUGUAUAAAUGUUAUAUUUAUCCUUUAUAUUUGUCGCCAUUACAUAAAAUUCCUGGCCCACCUGUUGGUAAUUUAAUUCUUGGAAAUGCCUCUUUAAAAACUAAAGAUUAUGGUAAAACCUUUUCUCACUUAACAAUACAAUAUGGUGGAAUAGUUAAAUAUCAUUUCUUAUUGAAUAAGCCAUAUCUUUUAAUUACCGAUCCAAAACUCGUACAAAUAAUAUUGGAGAUAAUUGGUGAAGGAAGCCUUGUAAUUGCUAAUGAUGAUACUCAUAAACGACAAAAAAAAAUGUUGUCUCCUUCAUUUUCUUUUGGCAAUAUCAAG